Messenger RNA from Gossypium arboreum, 500 nucleotides. Its product is annotated as protein transport protein Sec61 subunit beta-like. Gene Ontology annotation, cellular component: Sec61 translocon complex; endoplasmic reticulum membrane. Gene Ontology annotation, biological process: intracellular protein transport. The record is from RefSeq and is a predicted model, not a curated record. Lineage: Eukaryota; Viridiplantae; Streptophyta; Magnoliopsida; Malvales; Malvaceae. The coding region runs from base 152 to 397 and encodes 81 amino acids. The transcript has 2 exons.
GUGCGUGGAAAUGCCCAGCAGCGCCGUCCCUAAAAUCGAAGCAUAAAGCCCACAAAUUGUGUUCAAAGGGGGAGUAUAUAGUCGAAAAGAUAUUAAAUAGUCUUGUCCAAAAGCUUGCGAACUCAUAUCCGAAUUCCGAGUCGACUCAGGAAUGGCAACUGGAACAGCACCACCAAGAGGAAGUGCAGCAGCAGCUGCAAACAUGCGGAGGAGGAGAACGACAAGUGGUGCAGGUGCCUCGGGAGGAGCUGCUGGCACAAUGCUUCAGUUUUACACAGAUGAUGCCCCAGGGCUGAAGAUCUCUCCAAAUGUGGUGCUUGUCAUGAGCAUUGGUUUCAUUGCAUUUGUUGCCAUUCUCCAUGUCAUGGGCAAGUUGUAUUUUGUUCGUAAGGAGUAGGGAGGGGCUUUCCUCAAUACCUGUAUUAACAAGUACCAAACAAAGAUCAAUGUUGUAGUUUUCAGUUUUGCUUAAUAAAUGGAUUUUGAUUUGAUUUCUCCAA